GCAUGGAGGAAACGCAAGUAAGGCUAUGAUUCGACGCAGGGUGAAAAGGACGGGCACCCAUCAAAAUCUAAAGCUGAAAGAAAAAUAUAAAGAAUCCAACGGUGGAGGAACAUCCAUCCGCGGAGACACGGAGCCGCUCACGCCCAAGUCCUUGGAAUCUCACCCUUCCCAUACAAACACAAACAGCCACAGCCACAGCCACAGCCACAGCCACGGUCACUCCACACUUGACACUCCCAAGUCCCAAGUCCCAAGUCCCAACUAACCUAACCCAACCCUGGUUAAUUCCCAACCCUCUCCCUCCUCCCCUCCGUUAACGUUUAUUUAUACCCCAACUGCACCCCAUUCUAGUUCCAUUCUCCGUCUUCUUUUCCCGUUACUUCCUUCCUCUCCUUAGUUAGCGUAGCCUUCAUGUGAGGUGCGUUUCGCAAAGAGUUCACAAACCACUUGAGCUUACUUUUUUGUUUCUUCUUCUCUCUCUCUCCCCAUGAGUUGCAACGGUUGCAGGGUCCUACGCAAGGGUUGCAGCGAGUCUUGCAUCCUGCGACCUUGUCUUCAGUGGAUCGACACGCCCGAGGCCCAAGGCCAUGCCACUGUCUUCGUAGCCAAAUUCUUCGGCCGUGCCGACCUUAUGUCCUUCAUUUCCAACGUCCCACAAUCUCAAAGACCUUCUCUGUUUCAAUCUCUGUUGUUCGAAGCGUGUGGGCGAACGGUGAACCCUGUUAACGGCGCCGUGGGCCUUCUCUGGACCGGAAACUGGCACGUCUGCCAGGCCGCCGUUGAGACGGUACUCCGCGGCGGCACGCUCCGCCCCAUGCCGGAGCUUCUCGGCCUAGACGCUCCCACCGCCGACGAGGCCUCCGAAGGGGAAGUUACCUGUACCGACAAGUGGAGGGUCCGAGAUCCGAACCCGAAUUUCCGGCUCCCGGGUUCCAGGUCCGGUAACGCUGCUUCCGGCGCUAAACGCAAGCGUUUUGAAGAGCUCGCGAAGCUUCAGACAACCACCGAUCUUAACCUGCGACUCACUCCGAGUUUCCUGCAGAACGCGUGCCGGGAAAUUCGCCGGCCGGGAUCGCCGUCGAUGAACUCCGAGGAGUCCGUGACGACGACGGCGUGUUUGGAGAGCGGGAUCGGAGAUCACUACGCCGCCGACGGUGACCGGAAAGCGCUGAACCUUUUCAUCUGAGUUUCGAGUUUUUGUUUCUUCGCUUUAUUUGAGAAGAGGUUUUCCCGGUGUUUAAAUCCGGUGAGAUUUUGUAAGACAUGCCGGCACAGGAUUUUUCUCUCUGUUGUUCUUUGUAGACAGGGAGAGGAAGAUGAGGGUUCGUCGGUCAUAAUUUUUCCUUUUUUCCUUUUUUUUUUUUGGGUUUUGAUCUAUCAGGCAUGUUAUGAUGGUGUGACAUGAAUGAUGAAUAUUAAAUAAUUAAAUACAUAUAUUUCGUUUUUACAAGAGAAA
This is a messenger RNA of Cajanus cajan (pigeon pea), 1456 nucleotides long. RefSeq names its product LOB domain-containing protein 38. Lineage: Eukaryota; Viridiplantae; Streptophyta; Magnoliopsida; Fabales; Fabaceae. Gene Ontology annotation, biological process: regulation of gene expression. The record is from RefSeq and is a predicted model, not a curated record.